This is a messenger RNA of Arvicola amphibius (Eurasian water vole), 1457 nucleotides long. RefSeq names its product DnaJ heat shock protein family (Hsp40) member C8 (gene Dnajc8). Gene Ontology annotation, cellular component: nucleus. The transcript has 10 exons. NCBI's taxonomy places the organism in Eukaryota, Metazoa, Chordata, Mammalia, Rodentia, Cricetidae. The coding region runs from base 39 to 800 and encodes 253 amino acids. The record is from RefSeq and is a predicted model, not a curated record.
GCUUGCGCAGAACGGUCACGUGCCGGCAGGCUGGGAAAAUGGCGGCUUCGGGAGAGAGCGGGGCUUCGGGCGGCGGAGGCAGCACAGAGGAGGCAUUUAUGACCUUCUAUAGUGAGGUGAAACAAAUAGAGAAGAGAGAUUCAGUUCUUACGUCCAAAAAUCAGAUUGAAAGAUUGACUCGUCCUGGUUCUUCUUACUUUAAUCUGAAUCCAUUUGAGGUUCUUCAGAUAGAUCCUGAAGUGACAGAUGAAGAAAUAAAAAAGAGGUUUCGGCAGUUGUCUAUAUUGGUGCAUCCUGAUAAAAAUCAAGAUGAUGCUGACAGAGCACAGAAGGCUUUUGAAGCUGUGGACAAAGCUUACAAGUUGCUACUGGAUCAGGAACAAAAGAAGAGGGCCCUGGAUGUAAUUCAGGCAGGAAAAGAAUACGUGGAACACACUGUAAAAGACGAAAAAAAACAACUCAAGAAGGAAGGAAAGCCUACAAAUGUAGAGGAAGAUGAUCCUGAACUGUUCAAACAGGCAGUCUACAAACAGACCAUGAAACUAUUUGCUGAGCUGGAAAUUAAGAGGAAAGAGAGAGAAGCCAAAGAAAUGCAUGAAAGGAAACGGCAAAGAGAAGAGGAGAUUGAAGCGCAAGAAAAAGCCAAGCGAGAAAGGGAAUGGCAGAAAAACUUUGAGGAAAGCCGGGAUGGUCGAGUGGACAGUUGGCGAAAUUUCCAGGCAAAUACAAAGGGAAAGAAGGAGAAAAAGAAUCGGACCUUCCUUCGGCCACCAAAAGUAAAGAUGGAGCAGCGAGAGUGACCAGCAGGGCCACAGCCACAGCCUCCCUGGCUGCCUCCAUCUGCUUCAAGGACUCGUUCUCUAUCCACCCCAGCAUAGAGUAGUGUUUGCUUUUUAGUCAUUUUGUUUUCAAUACAAUUUAAUAUCAAUCAAAGUAAUUUGUACAUUGAGAUGAGGGGCUUGAUCUAACCUUCCCCAUCCUUAACCCAUGGAACCACCAGGAUCGGAAGGUGUCACUGACUCUGCUGCCUUCUUUCCCACGGCCUGUAACUUAAUGUUUUGUAUCUCACCGAGUUGUGUGGUUCGAAGGUCAGGCAGGUAUAGUUUGUGGAAAUCCUCCAAUUAAACGUCUUGCUUACAGUGGUGUUGCUGCGACUCCAGAACAGCCUCAGCCACUAUGGGAAGCCCCUUUGCUUGUUUCUGGGUGUGCCAGCCUUGAAGACCCAGAUCCAAUAGGAAAGGCAUUGUGGACUCUCGAUGCCCUGAUGCCUUGUGGUGUUGACACAAGUCCUGUUUGGCUGACCACCAAUCAGCCAGAGUGGUGUGAGGCUUUCAGCCACUUAAACAUGUUCACUUUCCAAAGAGUUAGCCAUCCUCCAGCCAGUCCUACUUGUCCUCACUUGUCUGCAUUUGUUAGUGGUAAUAUUCUUUUAACGUAUAAUAAAUUUUUAUACCCAA